Malassezia restricta is the source of this 1104-nucleotide messenger RNA. RefSeq names its product RNA 3'-terminal phosphate cyclase-like protein. The record is from RefSeq and is a predicted model, not a curated record. NCBI's taxonomy places the organism in Eukaryota, Fungi, Basidiomycota, Malasseziomycetes, Malasseziales, Malasseziaceae. Bases 1 to 1104 code for a protein of 367 amino acids. Gene Ontology annotation, biological process: ribosome biogenesis; endonucleolytic cleavage of tricistronic rRNA transcript (SSU-rRNA, 5.8S rRNA, LSU-rRNA). Gene Ontology annotation, cellular component: nucleolus. The transcript has a single exon. Gene Ontology annotation, molecular function: RNA endonuclease activity.
AUGUCGGCAGAGCCAAAUCGCGUGCUGCGUUUCAGCGGGCAUGCAUAUCUACGGCAGCGACUCGUGCUGGCCACACUAGCUGGAAGGCCGGUACGAAUUGACAAGAUUCGACCUGAUGACGAGGAGCCUGGUCUGCGGGAUUUCGAGGCCUCGUUUUUACGACUGCUAGAAAAGAUCACCAACGGCAGUGCCGUCGAGAUCAAUUAUACCGGUACAUCCAUCUACUUCCAGCCGGGCAUUAUCUAUGGCGGGAACAUCGUACAUGACUGCCCCCUAUCGCGCGGCAUCGGCUACUUUUUGGAGUGGAUAGUGCUGUUAGCACCCUUUGCGAAGCAGGAAGUAUCGUUGACUCUGCGUGGCAUCACCAGUGGCCAGGGCGAUGUAGGUGCCGAUACCAUACGAACAGUCACUUUGCCGCACCUCACCCUAUUUAUGCCGCUGGACUCUGUGUCUAUGCUUGCAUCAGCGCUGGAGAUGCGUAUCGUCAAGCGUGGCGCCGCACCGCUGGGCGGUGGUGAAAUCUUUUUCCGUGCGCCUCUCAUUGCCACGCUGCGGCCACUCGAAUUCGUCGAGCCGGGGCGGAUCCGAAAGAUUCGUGGUAUUGCGAGCUCUGUGCGUGUGAGCCCGCAGAUGAGCAACCGGAUGAUCGAUGCCGCACGCAGUGUCCUCAACCGCUAUAUUCCAGACUUGUAUUUAUUUUCCGACGUAUAUCGAGGCGACGAGUCAGGCAAGUCGCCUGGCUUUGCCAUGUCACUUGUCGCCACGUCCACGACAGGCGCGCUGCAUGCGGCAGAGGCGACCUCCUCACCGGGCCAGACGCCCGAAGACGUCGGGCUGCUGGCAGCACGUGCGCUUUUGUCCUGUAUCGAGACGGGCGGAUGCAUCGAUCCCAUGCACCAGCCUCUGGUUCUGACUCUCAUGGCUGUAGGCCCAGGGGACGUGGCGCGGUGCCGGAUGGGCGCUUUAACCCCCCAGGCCGUCCAGUCUCUACGAGAUAUACGCGAUGCCUUGGGCGUCACAUUCAAGAUUCGAGCCAUGGAGGACGGCUCGGUGAUGCUGACAUGUGUGGGUGUGGGCUUCCGUGGCUUCCGCCAAGUGCGUUAG